Molecule: messenger RNA, 1524 nt
Organism: Funneliformis geosporum
Lineage: Eukaryota; Fungi; Glomeromycota; Glomeromycetes; Glomerales; Glomeraceae
Source: the annotation of a GenBank genome assembly
AUGGAACCAAUCAAAUUUUUAACGGAAAUCGUUUUGAAAGUUGUUGAAUUCCUCGCAGAUGAUAUUGCAAGUUUACAUUCAUGCAUUUUAGUAAAUAGGGAAUGGUGUAAAAUUACCAUUCCAAUUUUAUGGAGUGAUACGUUUAAACAAAUUAAACCUUAUAAUAACGUACAUUCUCCUGAAGAAAAUCAGAUUAUCUCCACUUAUAUAACGGAACUUUCAGACAGAUCAAUCGUUUCGUUGAACGGAUGUGGAGUUAGAUUACCGACUCAACAAAAGUUGUUGUUUGAAUAUUCAAAAUUUUUACGACAUUUAGAUAUGUAUCGUUUAAAAUUGUUCGUUAGAUCUUGGCUCUACUUUACAACAAGGGAUUCAAUAAGACGUUAUACGUCUGAUCAGAUUCAAAAAAUGUCUAUUGUUUUAUUAAAUCAUUUCCUACGACAAACUCCGUAUUUAAUUUCUUUGAAAUUUACAAGUUCUGAUACAACAGAACCUAUCAUUUCAGCCUUACAAGAUAUACCGGAGGCAAGAAGUUGUCUAUCAAAAUUGAAAAGUCUUAAGCAAUAUUAUUGUACACAUCCGGCCAAAGCUACCUUAUUUUCACAAUUAGCAAAGUAUUCAUUAAAUAUCGAGCAUCUUGAUAUAGCGAUUGAUUCACAAAUCUCUGAAUUAUUAACAUUAAUAUUUGCUCAAAGAAAUUUAAAAAGAUUAUCGAUUCGUUAUAAAGGCGCUAUCUUAUCAAAUGUCGAACCUUGGGCCAAUGGUGAAACGGUUCCCGUAAUGCCACAGCGAGAAAUUUUAAUAACUCAUUUGAAAUUGGAAAAUGUUAACUUUCCUUUAUUAGCUCUUUAUAAAUUCGAAAAUUUAAUAGAAUUAGAAUUAAAAUCUUGUGGUUAUCAAGGAUAUAGUAAAGAUGAUUUAAUUCAUUUUUCAAAUGCUUCAUUUAAACUUUUAGAAAUAUUUUCUUUUGAAAGUAAAUAUCCAAUUUAUUUGGAAUAUUUUGCCGGAUUAAUAAGUAGUUCAGGAGAAAAUUUAAGAUCUUUAACAUUACAUGGGUGUCAGAUAGAAGAUCCGGAGAACGCUCAAAAACUUCUCGUCUCAUUGGCAAAUUAUUCACCAAAUAUAAUUUUUUAUGAUGGACCUAUAUUAGAGGAUAACAUUUGUGACCUAGAAGCAAUGUUGGAUAAAUGUAAUAAAUUAGAGACACUUUUCCUGCAUCCAUCCAUUCCAAGAUGUUUUGCUCCUACUCCUUCGAUUAAUUUUGAUCCUUUAUUUAACGUUAUAACUCGUAACAAAUCUCAUAAAUUAAGAUGGUUAGCCAUAAUACAUGCCUGGAAAAUUUCUGAGAAAGCUUUGCUAGAUUUCUUUGAAACCCACAAGAAGAAGAAUGUCGGUCCUAUUAAAUUUAAUUAUGAAAGAUCUUGCACCGUAUUUUAUGGUAUUAGCACGAUUUGUACUAAUUAUAAUUAUAUGGGUGUUGGUCGAGAUUGUAAACUUAUUUAUUGUUCUAAACAUCACCUUUAA